GUAGUCCUCCACCCACCAGCCCACAGAGAAGACUCCGAUCAACGAACGCGCGUCGCUCAUCUAAACAUAUGGCAAAAAUCGGCCUCUUUCUUUCUUAUAUCGUUGUGCCCACUACUCUUUAAAAAUUCCGCCGAAAAAGAGAAGACGAUUUUCCAAAACCUUCUGGCCGUUAUCUCACGGCUCCCCUGUCUCUGCACAGGUGUAUGAGCGCUACCCAGAGGGCCUAGGGGCGGCUCUUUACCGGGAGCAGUUCGACUUCAACGCUGAGCCGCCUUGGGAUCCUAGCUGAUAGCGGGACAAGUCCAUCUCCCGACUUGUCCAUUUUGUUGCAUACCGGCAGGACCCAUUGGCUCAGUCGUGACCCCCUUGACUCGUUUAUUUGUUCUUUAUGAUUGCCGGCUUAGCGGACUACGGUUGAGAUGAAAGGACUCGCUGACAAACCAAGCUACAUCAUUGAACUCCUGGAGGGAGGAGUGACCCUGGAAGAUGUCAUUGAUGGACACAUCUGUGAACAGGCUCUGGUGGAGAAGAGCGCAUUUGUGGUGGGCGACCUCGGCGCCCUGAUGCGGCAGCACAUGUGCUGGCAGAGUGUAGUGCCACAAAUGCAGCCUUACUACCCAGUCAAGUGCAACGGCAGCCCUGCUGUCAUCGAGGUGCUGGCCUCUUUGGGCCUGGGCUUCGUUUGUGCCAACAAGGCUGAAGUGAACUUGGUGCUGGAGCACGGAGUCCCACCAGAGAACAUCAUCCUGUCCGGUGUUUUCAAGCAGUUGGCGCACAUCAAGCACGCGGCCAAGAACAACAUCCAACACGUCGUGUGUGAGAACGAGGCAGAGCUGUCCAAGAUUUCACGUCUGCACCCUAAUGCAAAGUUGCUGCUGCAGUUAACCACAGAGGCCCACGCGGCUGAGACCAGCAUGGCCUUCGGCUCCUCUCUGAAGAGCUGCCGGCACCUGCUGGAAGCAGCCAAGGAGCUGGGGGUCCAGGUGGUGGGGGUAUCCUUCCACAUCCCCAGCUCCUGCCUGGACCUGCAACAGGCCUACACCCAUGCACUGUCAGAUGCCCGCUGCGUGUUUGACAUGGGGUUGGAUCUGGGCUUUAACAUGAACAUCCUGGACAUUGGUGGUGGAUUUACUGGCUCAGAGUUUCAGCUCCAACAGGUUGAGUCUGCAGUCAGGCCGCUGCUGGAUGCUUACUUCCCCCAGCUGUCCGGUGUGCAAGUGUUGGCCCGGCCUGGUAGCUUCUACGUGGCCUCAGCUUUCAGCCUGGCUGUCAGCGUGAUUGGCAAGAAGGUGGUGUCACGCCACUGGGACAGCCUGUCUCAAGGUGAGGACAAUGAGGACACCGCGUUCCUGUACUACAUGAAUGAGGGUGUUUAUGGCCCAUUCAGCCGCAAGCUCCUGGGAAACUCCAUCCCUGCCCCAUCAUUGCACAAGCGCGCGCUGUGUCCCGAGGAGGCUGUGUAUCCCAGCAGCCUGUGGGGCCCGUCGCUGGACGAGCUGGACCAGGUGGUGGAGCGCUGCUUGCUACCGGAGCUCAGCGUGGGGGACUGGCUUCUCUUCUCCAACAUGGGCGUGUGUGGUCUGGAGGAGUUCAGCUGUCUCUCCAGCUCCCCCCAGCUGCCCAUCUACUACACCGUCUCCGACUCCGACUGGUACGAAAUGCAGGAGGCCGGCGUGGCGCUGGACAGCGACAUGAAGAACUUCUCCUUGCUGCAGUACAGCGCGUAACCACCCUCGGCCCCCUUCCCGGUCCCCUGUCGUAUUGCACGGAUCCUCCUUACCUCUGCUUUCACCGUGUGAGAAGAGAGGUCAGCGUGGUGUUUGGGACAAGAGGCUAAAUGUGGUCAACAUUCCAGCCGCCUCGGAGAACGCAGUGUCCGAAAAUUUCUUCCAGAAUUUCACUUUUUUUUUUUUUACCUCCAGAAGUUGGAAACAGUUGCCCGUUUGAUACCUCAGUUGUCUAAAAUGUUUCUGAAAGGUAAUCCUUACUUUGCUCCUCCUCCCUCUGAAGGACUCAACAAGUCUUUGUCAGCUAAAAGAACUCUAGGCCAAGCUCAAAUGACAUUAUGCAACAAAAUGGAUGACUCUAUGGAGAUGGGACCCCCCGCCAAGUUUGGGGGGUUGGUUUGGUUUCCUAAAUCAAAUUCAGUUUACAAAAUGUAUAAUUGAUUUAAAUCACAUGUUCUCUAUUUGAUUACCUGUCGAGAGCCGUGUUGAUCCUGUGUCCGUUCGACACCGAUACGUUUUUGUCUGUAGAUGAUUUUUGAAGUGUUCAAAAGAGUUGACGCCUCGUGUGGGUUCUGAACUUCAGACCCCACACUUUGCAUAGUUUAAUUAUUGAUGACAAUGAUGUAACCUAUUUCUAUAUUGCAGUUCACCUCAAUGCAUUUUUAUUUAUUGGAUUCCGAUAUUACGGGGGCAUAUUUAAAGCUCCAUCUUUAAGUGUGUUUCGCCCAGGUAUUAUACUGUGGCCCAUCUAACAGUGUUUUCCUGAUGAGAUAUUGAUGUGUUUUUUUAACGCUACAUGGAUUACAUGUGCUGUGAUCGCCAUUCGUGACCUCAGUGGUUUCCCUUUCCUCGAAAGGCAUGAUGGAAAUGCUUUGGGAGAUUCUCUCUGAGCUGAGCUGUAGCUUGAAUACAGAAGAGCUUCAUACUAAUGCACUCCUCGCCUCUGGCAGAGAGGUUAAUGUGGUUUAAAAUGCACAAGAUCUUUUGUAGGUUAAAAAAAUACUGUGAUACCCUGAAUUUUUAGAUCUUCAAAAUUGUGUCUCCUGUCAAGCAAAUGGUUUUUCGCACUCCCAGGAUGUUUUUUUUCUGAAGAGUGAACAAAUAUAAUUAAUUUGUAUCUUCAAAGUCACAUGCUAGUGGUACACUGACUUCGCCUGAGUCCGUGUAAAUGUCAAACAACAUGCCAGACCUUUUCCUCAUGCCUCUCCAAAGUUGGGAGGGACAUAAUGCACAGUCUCUUGUACAGCUACAUGUUUAAUAUUAAAGGUGACCUGACUAAACUGCAGUUUGUAAAGAAUCCUGCCCUUGUGUGUUACAAGUGACUAAUGUAUUAAUUACUUGCUUGUCUAAGGCACUAAUGGACCAUAGCCUGUUUUUGACUGUAAAUUGUGCGUGUUAAAGUAAUGAAAGUGAUUAAUUUAAUACAUUUCUGACUGAAAUCA
Messenger RNA from Mugil cephalus (flathead mullet), 3169 nucleotides. RefSeq names its product antizyme inhibitor 1b (gene azin1b). The record is from RefSeq and is a predicted model, not a curated record. NCBI's taxonomy places the organism in Eukaryota, Metazoa, Chordata, Actinopteri, Mugiliformes, Mugilidae. Gene Ontology annotation, biological process: positive regulation of polyamine transmembrane transport; negative regulation of protein catabolic process. The transcript is spliced from 11 exons. Bases 420 to 1727 code for a protein of 435 amino acids. Gene Ontology annotation, molecular function: ornithine decarboxylase activator activity; ornithine decarboxylase activity. Gene Ontology annotation, cellular component: cytoplasm.